AUGCUGCCGCACCACGCCGCACAGCAGCAGCACCAGCCUGGCCAGCCGUACGACCUCGCCAACCCCCAGUUCGCGCCCAAGAACGGCGCGCCCAUGCCGGCGUCGGCGUUCGCGGCUCCUCCUCGCCCGAUGUCGGCGCAACACGGCCAGUACGGCUCGCCCGCACCGCCGCACGGCCAGGUCGACUACUCGAACGGCGCCGGCGCGUACGGCCAGCAGCACGGCGGCGCCAUGAUGGACUCGCCCGCCGCGUUCGGCACGCAGCAGGCCGGCGCGCCGCCUAGCCAGCAGGCGCCGUGGCCCCAGCCCGUCCAGCAGCAGCAGCAGCAGCAGUACCAGCAGCAGCCGCACAACAUGUACAUGAACCCCGGCGGCGCGCACGGCGGCGGCGGCGGCGGCGGCGGGACCCCGGCGUCGUCCUCGACCGCGAGCCUGUUCCAGCAGCAGCUCGCCCAGCAGCAGGCCAUGUCGAGCUCGCCAGCACCUCCGCCCCAGGCCAACUACCAGAACCUCGCGCACUCGCAGCAGCAGUACCUCCAGCAGCAGCACGCGUACCAGCAGCAGCAGCACCAGGCGCAGGCCCAAGUCCGGGCCUCGCAGGCGCCUCAGCACCACCAACCCUCCCUGUCUCAAUCCCCAGCGCCGCAGCCCAAACAUUCCCCCUUCUCGCAACCUCCUCGAGUCGCCGGCCAGCCGUCGAUGCAGGACCUGCAGGCGACCCUGCGCGGCGUCAACCUCAACGGCAUGACGGCCGAGCGCUUCCAGCAGCUCCCGCCGCACCAGCAGGUCGCCGUGCGCGAGUUCCUCACGCGCUCGCGCCAGGCGCAGCAGGCGCAGCUCGGCCUCGGCAUGCCCGGGCCCGGCGCCCCCUCGCCGCGCACGCCCGCCGCCGCGAGCCCGCCCGCGCGACCGCCGACGGCGCAGGCCCAGCCCCAGCCCCAGCCUCAAGCGCCGCCUCAUCCUCACCAAGGCCAGUCGCAGGGCGACGGCAUGGCGGCGCCGGGCCAAGGGCAGGGCGCGGCGCCGGGUCAGCAGGCGCCUGCUUCAGGGCCGCCGGCGCAGAGCCCGCAGGCGGCCGCCUUCCUCAAGACGCUCGCCGAGUUCUACAGCAAGAAGGGCAUGCCGUUCCACGGCGCUCCUGUCGUCGAGGGCCGGCCGCUCGACCUCGCGAGGAUGUUUGCGGCUGUGACGCAGGCCGGUGGGCUCGCAGGCGUCACGAACGCGCGCAAGUGGGGCCUCGUCGCGAGCGGGCUCGGCUUUGCGGCGGCAGCACCUGAUCAGCAUCCCGACCAACGCCUUCAAGCGCUCAUGCAGGCCUACCAGCAGGUCCUCUUCCCGUUCGAGCAGUACUGGGCGCAGGCGCAGCAGGCGCGCCUCGCUCAAGCGCAGCAGGCCCAGGCCCAAGCGCAACAGCAACAGCAGCAGCAGCAGCAGCAACAGCAGCAGCAGCCACAGCAGCAGCAGCAGCCACAGCAGCAGCGCAGCCAGUUUGCCGCUCAAACCGCGUCGCCGAUGGGUGCGAGCGCCACGCCGACCGCCGAGCAGCUCGGUCAGCCCGCCACCCCGUCCGCCGCCGCUCCCGGCACGCCGCAGCAGGGCCCGUCGCGGCCAUCCACGGCGACGACGACGCGGCCUGCCUCGCGAGCGGCGGCGACGCCCGCGCCUGCCACGGCCACAGCGUCGCCGCUCAUGGCGCAGGCGGUCCCGCCCGGCGCGCCCUCGCCGUUUGCGACGGUGAACGGGACCCAGCCGGGUACGUCGAGCGGGCCGAGCGAGGACUUGAAGGUCAGGGCCAAGGUGGAGGACUCGACCGACGACGCCCAGCUCCCUACCGCCAUCCCUCCUAUCCCUCUCGCCGCGACCACGCCCGCGCCGGCCCCGUCCGUCGGCCCGCCUCGCCGCAAGCGCCGGCGCAUCGAGUACGCCCCGCUCGCGCGCCCGGUCGACACGUACGGCGGCACCGACCUCGCACUCGUCGAGGCCAUCUUCCACCGCCUCGACAAGAUGCGACCGCGCCGCACCAUCGCCGACCUCGGCACGGUCGACGUGCACGGCCUCACGAUGAGCCUGCGGUCGAGGUUGGCGAGCGAGGUGUCGUACGCGCUCAACGCGCUCGCCACCAUCGCCAUGGCGCCGCCGCACGAGUCGAGGUUCAAGCUGCGCGACAACGCCGACCUCGUCGAGGAGCUGCUCGACCUCCUCGAGGAGACGGCCUUCGGGCUCGACGGCGCCGGUGACGACGACGGACACGAGCCACCAGCGGCCGCUCUCGAACCCGGUCCGACACCCUGUCGCGAGCCCGACACGUACCGUCGGCUGUUCUCGCUCGUCGAGGACGAGGCGAGCGACCCAGCGCCCGUACCGCCACCGCCCUCGUCCGACCCUGCCGCGUCGUCGCUCCGCCCCGCCGAGGUUACGCUCGCCGUCGUCAACCUCGUGCGCACGUUCGCGUUCGACCACGACGACGCCCAGUUCCUGGUCGACGACGGCCGCGCCGCCGCCCUCCUCGUUCGAGCCGCGAGCCUGCCGCUCGAGCGCUCACGCUACCUCGGCGGCGCCGCCUCGUCGUCGUCGUCCUCGGACGUGCACGUGACGGCGGCCCAGUCGAUGGCGCUCAAGAAGGCGGCGCUCGAGACGCUGGCGGCGUUCGGCACCAACAUGCGCCUCGACGCCGUGUCGCCCGCGACGGCGGCCCAGACGGUCGACCUGUUGCUGUUCUUCGUGCGCGAGCCGCACACGCACCGCGAGCCGUGGGCGUUCGACCUGAGCAACACGCCGGGCAUGGCGAGCAAGCAGGCGCAGGUGCACGCGUACCCGUCGUCGUCGUCGUCGUCGGCGGCGGUCAACAGCAGCGCGGUCCCGCCGUACCUCGACCUCGGCCUGUCGACGUUUGCGCGCCUCGUCCUGCCCGACGCGAACCGGGCUGUCGUCGGGCGCCUCCUCGACCCGGACGAGCUGCACUCGCUGUUCGACGCGCUCGUGCGCCUCCUGCCCGUCGCCGAGGCCGACUUCCAGCUCAUGACGUUCGAGGUCGGCAUCGUGCACGUGCACAACACGAUCAUGACGCUGUACAACCUCGCGUUCCUCGCGCCGGCGAGCAUCCGGCUCCGGCUGCGCGCCGACCCCAAGGCGGUCAAGAGCCUGCUGCGCGUCGUGCGCCGCCUCGUCGGGACCCUGUCGGCGUCACACGACACCGAGAUCUGGCAAGGGAUCGCCGAGCGGUGCAUGGCCAUCCUGCGCCUGCUCGACGACGUCGACCGCCCGGUGAGCGGCGCCAAAGCGGCGCAGCAGGGCGUCAACGCGGGCCUGCCGUGGUGGGGCCUCAGCAUGAGCGGCAUCGACGACGACGACGACGACACGGCGGGCGCGGUCGACGAGGGCCCGCCGUCGCCCGUCGAGGACGCAGGCGCCGCCGGCGAGAAGGACGACGUCGUCAAGCGCGACCACGCGCACGGACCAGCGCCGUCGUCGUCCGCGGGUCCGAUCCUCGCCGGCGAGCGACGAGCCCUGUUUGAGGCGGUCCAGAUGGGCUCGCUGCAGCUGGCGAUCCCGGCGUUGGCGCAGAUGGCGGACGCGACGCGUGGCAGCGGCGGGCGGCGGCGCAGGCGGUGA
Molecule: messenger RNA, 3612 nt
Organism: Rhodotorula graminis WP1
Lineage: Eukaryota; Fungi; Basidiomycota; Microbotryomycetes; Sporidiobolales; Sporidiobolaceae
Exons: 4
Coding region: 1-3612 (1203 amino acids)
Biological process (GO): regulation of transcription by RNA polymerase II
Cellular component (GO): nucleus; SWI/SNF complex
Molecular function (GO): transcription cis-regulatory region binding
Source: RefSeq, a predicted model, not a curated record